UUCUAGGUUAUAAAAAACAGGUGAGAAAUUAAGCAGAAGGCAACAAUUAUGCAGCAAAACGAUGAAGUUUCAACUCGGCCAUCGCUAGCUUUUCCUGUUAGCUUGGCGCUGCUUGUGUUGCUGUUAUUGAGCGCCAGCAUCUUCUUCUUGUGUUGCCUCCAAUGGGACAAGCUUCGGUCUCUAUUUCUGUCCUCUGUGGAAGAAGGCAACCCUGACGAUCAUAUCCUACCAGAUUUAAAUCAGAAAUCUACUCGUCCAAACAUGAUGGAAAAGCAAAAUCAGCAGAAGAGCCUGACAGUGCUGAUGCCAGGAGAUCAGGUGCCAAAGUUUAUAGCAAUUGCUUGUCCAUGUCAGGCUCCAGUAAUGGAGAAGCUCACUGUGAUUGUGCAGAAGCCUACCCUUUUUCUUUAAUGGUGCUACUGUAUAUAGCUAGUAACUGACUAGUUUCAAAUGCUUAAUUCAAGGUGAUUUUUCUCUAUUCUUAACUUUUUGGUUUAUCCAAAAGUUGAAAAUUGAAAAGGAAGUAUAUAUUCUUGUACAAUAUUAUUUGUAAAGAAGAAAAUAUGGUCCAUUGUUGUUAGA
Pyrus x bretschneideri (Chinese white pear) is the source of this 582-nucleotide messenger RNA. RefSeq lists its product as uncharacterized. Bases 49 to 411 code for a protein of 120 amino acids. Lineage: Eukaryota; Viridiplantae; Streptophyta; Magnoliopsida; Rosales; Rosaceae. The transcript is spliced from 2 exons. The record is from RefSeq and is a predicted model, not a curated record.